Heterotrigona itama is the source of this 783-nucleotide messenger RNA. The record is from the annotation of a GenBank genome assembly. Lineage: Eukaryota; Metazoa; Arthropoda; Insecta; Hymenoptera; Apidae.
AUGUUUGAAGCACGUUUAGUACAGAGUGCGAUUUUGAAAAAGGUGUUAGAUGCAAUAAAAGAUCUUUUAACUGAAGCCACCUUCGAAUGUUCUGAUUCGGGUAUCCAAGUACAAGCUAUGGACAAUGCUCAUGUCUCUUUAGUUUCUCUUAAUCUUAGAAGUGAUGGUUUUGAUAAAUACAGAUGCGAUAGAAAUUUAUCAAUGGGCAUGAGCAUUGCCAUGUCCAAAAUUCUACGAUGUGCUGGUUCAGAAGACACAGUAACAUUGCGAGCAGUGGAUAAUCCAGAAAAUAUUACAUUUAUAUUUGAAUCACCAAAUAAAGAAAAACUUGCAGAAUAUGAAAUGAAACUUAUAAAUAUGGACCAAGAACAUCUUGGUAUUCCUGAAACCUCAUAUUCAUGUGUUGUAAAAAUGCCAUCUCAAGAAUUUUCACGUAUUUGUAGAGAUUUAAGCCAAUUUGGAGAAUCAAUAACAUUUGCAUGUUCUAAAGAAGGUAUAAAGUUUAGUGCUUCUGGAGAUUAUGGACAAGCCACUGUUAAAUUAGCACAAACAGCAGAUGCAGAUAAUGAAGAAGAAGCAGUGGUUGUUAAUAUGCAAGAACCAGUAAAACUAACAUUUUCAUGUCGUUAUCUUAAUUGUUUUAUAAAGGCUGGGCCUUUGUGUGCACAAGUACAACUAUCAAUGUCUAAUGAUGUGCCUUUAGUAUGUGAAUACAAAAUUGGAGAUAUUGGGCAUAUUAGAUAUUAUUUGGCACCAAAAAUUGAUGAUGACGAAGAAAAUUAA